AUGAGGCUUGUACAACAGGAAUCGUUUAGGGAACUGCACGAAGAUCUGAAAAAGGGGAAAAGAAAAUUAAAACAACAUCGAAGUCUAGCUUCAUUUAUCGAUACGGAUGGACUUAUCAGGGUUGGCGGUCGUCCCAAGUACUCAUCCAUUCCUUACGAUGGCAAGCAUCAAAUUUUACUUCCGGAGAAGCAUCAUGUGACACAAAUUCUUGUGCGUCAGUUACAUAACGAUUAUUUCCAUGUUGGGCAGCAGGGUUUGCUGUCGAUUGUGCGAGAACGGUACUGGCCAAUCAAUGCAAGAGUGCUAAUUAAAAGGAUCGUCUCGAAGUGUUACGUUUGCUUUCGUUACAAUCCACCGCCAACAGAUCAGUUUAUGGAUAUAUACGACCAACUGCUUUGUUCCGAUGAACGUGACGAGCAAAUUUCAAAUGAACGCCUUAUAUCACGCAUUCAAGGACGGAUCGAAUCUUGCAUGCAUCUCAAAGAUUAUGACAGUGUUGCUCGGGAUUGCUACCACCUAAUAAUGCUACUUGAAGAUACGAGGUCAAUGUCUAAUCCAGAUUACAGCUGUUCUAAAGAUGUUACUUCUGACGAUGUUGCAAGUUAUAAAAUAUACCUGCGACUGCUCUAUGUUCUUUACGAGCAACACAAAUACAUGGAAGCAUAUGAUAUUCUGCAAAAAUUACCUACAAACCUCAACAACUAUGCGGACACUAAACCUCGUGUAGAAGAUCUAACCCGUCUGCUAGAAAUGAACUUGGAAAAUGAUCAAACGAAAUUAUCUAAGAUUGCUUCAACGACAACGUAUACGCAGUUUAAGAGUAUUCUAGCAGAACUAGAAAAUUUGAGUAUCAGCGACAAUAAUUCAAUACCAAACUCUUUGGAUAUUGUCCGUAACCAGCUUAAAGAUCCAAUCGAUACUGAUUGCUCGUUCUACAAUAUAAUUCGUUCAAAUGACAUCGAACAGCUCGAUAAAUAUUACGUCAAAUGUACAGAAAACAAAAUUGCGCCGAAUGAUUUGGAGGAAAUGCUCUCACAGGACUACGAAGAUCUCAAACUAAAAAAUGUCCCAUUGUCGAAGGAUAUGGAAAUAUUUGUAGAAGAAAAGCUUAUAAAUCACCGUUUCUUCACGAAUCAAUCUCAGUUUAACAAGAAUGCAACAGACUUCAAAAGUAGAAAUAUAGCAAUGUGGACAGCGUUACAUUUUGCUGCUAAAGGACAUUCCUUGGAGACUAUUCGAUUUGUUAUGGAGCAUGGUGUAGACUUAGAAGCAAAAGACGUCGACGGUCGGACCGCACUACACGUAGCAGCUGAACACGGUAAUCGUGAAAUCGUUAUUUUUCUUAUAGAAAGAAACCGAUCACAUGUAAACGUCAGAAACGCUAGAGGCAAAACUGCCUUACAUUUAGCUGUACACAAUGGUCACAAAGAUAUCGUUGAAGUUCUGCUUGACAAUGAUGCGGAUUUAGCUAUACGGGACAAUGGUGAUUUGACGCCAUUGUACAGUGCCAUCAUUAACAAUCACGUCGAAAUUGCAAAACUGCUCUUCAGAAAUACCGAACCUGGCAAUAUGAAAGAUGGUGUGUUGGAAUACGGUCAUAAAGAAAUAGUAGCAGUUUUACUGAAAAAUGGGGCAUUUAUCGAUGUGCCUGAAACGAUUGAGGAAAGAAGUCCUUUGUAUGCUGCGGCGCAAUUUGGCCAUAUCGAAAUUACAAAAAUGUUGUUAGAUAAUGGGGCUAACAUAUAUAGUCGCACAUCUGUUGGCGCAACACCACUGCAUAGUGCUGCUCACAGUGGACACAGCCAGAUCGUGGAAGAAUUGAUCAAAAGAGGUGCAGAAAUCGACUCUAAAACCAAGUAUAGGUUAACUCCACUGCAUGUUGCUGCUGAGAAAGGUAAAAACAUCGUCGUCGGUAUACUAAUAGCGAAUAAAGCGGAUACAGGCAUAAAAAGUUCCACUGGUACCACGCCGUUACAUGCAGCUGCUCAAUAUGGUAGCAUAGAAACAAUGGAAAUCCUGCUAACUAAUGAGGCAGAUGUUAACGCCAAAGACUUCGACGAAAGGACUCCAUUGAUGUUAGCCGCUUAUAAUGGGCACACAGAAGCAGUUGCUUUCUUAAUAAAACAUGGAGCUUCAACUGAUGCUAACUCUAUAAACUGUAUGACGGCGCUUCAUGCAGCCAUUUUGGGUACACAUAAGGAUAUUGUUAAUUUACUGAUUAGCCAUGGAGCUAGGGUAAACGUUAAAAGUGUCGAUAAUUUUACUCCCCUAUUGGCUGCUAUUCAGAGUGGUAACGAAGAGAUUGUUGGUAUGCUGCUAGCUAAAGGAGCUAAUAUAAAUGAAAAAAUCGAAGGAAUCACCCCAAUGCAAUUUGCUAUUAGGCAUAAUCACAAGAGAAUUGUUGAAAUUUUACUCGAAAAAGGAAUUCACAUAAGGAAAGAUCACGAACCCCUGUUUGGCGCAGUGUGCUUAGGUCACAACGAUAUCGUUGAAUUGUUACUGAAAAACAAAGCACAUGUUGACGCAAAGCAUCCCAAAGAGAAUGUUACGCCGUUGCACUUGGCAGCAACGGUAGGACGUCCUGACACCGUGAAAAUUCUUUUACAACAUGGAGCAAGUGUAGACGGCUUACGAGGCGCUUCUUGUACACCGCUAUAUAGUGCCGCUGAAAUGGGUCAUUCUAAGGUUGUUGAAAUAUUGAUUGCUAGUGGCGCAAAUGUGAACGUCAGAAAUAUUGAUGGGCCUCCUCUCCAUAUAGCGGCCGGAAAAGGUCACAUGAAAGUCGUGGAGAUACUUCUAAACAAUGGUGCAAAUGCAGAUUCAAAAGAUAAUCACGGUAGAACAGCACUAGAAUUGGCAGCAUCGCACGGCUACCUGUCCAUUGUUAAAUGUUUAAUGCAAUAUAAACAUUUCAAUCUUAACGACCGAGGCAACGAUGGUUUUACUGUACUGCAUAUCGCUUCUCAAGAGGGAAAACUAGAAACGGUUAAAUAUCUUGUGAACAGUGGUUCAGAUAUGUACGCUACAAAUAAUUUCGGAUCAAAGCCCGUACAUGUCGCAGCUAGGGAAGGUUACAAAGACGUCGUUGAAUUUUUCAUCGAACAAGGCAUGGACAUUAACGAACCGGGUAAUAACAAUCAAACAAUCCUGCACUAUUCAAUACUAAAUAAUAAUGUAGCCAUAGCACAAUAUUUAAUCCAGAAAGGGGCAAACAUCAAUGCUAAAGAUACGUGUGGCCUUACCCCUGUGCACCUGAAAAAGUUAAAUGAGGCUCUUGCAGGAUGGCAAAAAUGUUUCGAUAAAAUGAAAUACACGUUUGGCUCUACACAUAGCAGUGUUCUGGAUAUGCAGAUGAAGAUGGAAAAAAUUGAUAAAAUACGACAAAUGCAAAUCGAUCCACACAUCUUGAAUAAUGUAUUAACGAAUCAGCAAAUGAUACUGGAUAAAUCGGAUGUUAACGUGAAAGAUAAAUUUGGUAGAACAGCUUUACAUUAUGCUGUCAGCAAGCAUGAUGUAACAGCAGUGUCGGAUCUCUUGAAAGGCGGAGCUGAUGUUACGCUCGCCACUGAUAAAGGCAAUACUCCUUUACAUACUGCCGCCAACACAGGUUCAGAAAAAAUUACAGACAUGCUGUUGAGAACCGUUAGCUCAGAGCAAUUGAGUGCCUUCAUCAAUGCUCAAACAACUGCAGCGGGAACUACGUCACUGCACAUAGCUGCGAAAAAUGGAUUCGAAGGUGUUACCCGGACACUAUUAAAGCGAGGAGCAAUUUAUAAUCCGAAAAACAAUGAGCGUAAAACUCCCCUGGAUCUAUGUAACGACCAAGAGAUUAGAAAUCUAUUGCAACUAACAGCUGAGGUAUUCGACAAGGUGUGUAAAGGACAAAUGGAAAUUAUCCACAAUUUGCAGUCAAUGGAUCAAGCAGAUGUGGAAAUAAUUACUUGUGCUCGUAAUGACAAAGGACACACUAUUCUGCAAACAGCUUUAGGUUACUUUUUCAUAGAGUUUAAGGAUUUAUUAACGUAA
Molecule: messenger RNA, 4026 nt
Organism: Sabethes cyaneus
Lineage: Eukaryota; Metazoa; Arthropoda; Insecta; Diptera; Culicidae
Product: ankyrin-3-like
Exons: 6
Coding region: 1-4026 (1341 amino acids)
Cellular component (GO): cytoplasm; nucleus
Molecular function (GO): protein binding
Source: RefSeq, a predicted model, not a curated record